AUCUACCUCAUCACUUCACUCAAAACAUUCAUAUUCACCAGUGAGAAACCCAAAACACUCAAAACAGAGAAACCAUCAUCAUCAUCAUGAGUACUACUUCAAGAACAAGCAAGGCUAUUGUUGCAGCAAGUGUUGGAGUUGUGGAAGCAUUGAAGGAUCAAGGAAUCUGCAGAUGGAACUCCACCAUUAGAUCCAUUCACCAAGAAGCCAAGACCCAGUUCAGGUCCUUUUCUCAGGCCAACACAAAGUUAUCUUCUUCUUCAACCUCUGCUUUUAGCAGGGUUCGAGAUGAGAAGCUCAAGAAGUCAGAGGAGUCUUUGAGGACUGUCAUGUACUUGAGCUGCUGGGGUCCCAACUAAGAGUCCAACCAAGAACAAGUAUUACAUAUUUAUGGGAGCCAUUGCUGGUUGCAUAGAGCUUGGGCUGAAAAAGAAUGAAACUUUUGGUUCCAUCAAUUAGGCUUUAAUUAGAUGGAAGGAAAUUGUCUAUUGUCUCUGCAAUUGUCUAUGGCCGAAAUGAUGUAGAGUUUUGUUAUAACUAUUAACAUUGUUAUAUAUCUAAUAUCUUUUACAUUUCUGGGAA
This is a messenger RNA of Fragaria vesca subsp. vesca, 582 nucleotides long. RefSeq lists its product as uncharacterized. NCBI's taxonomy places the organism in Eukaryota, Viridiplantae, Streptophyta, Magnoliopsida, Rosales, Rosaceae. The transcript has a single exon. Bases 87 to 359 code for a protein of 90 amino acids. The record is from RefSeq and is a predicted model, not a curated record.